Lates calcarifer (barramundi perch) is the source of this 2853-nucleotide messenger RNA. RefSeq lists its product as uncharacterized. The transcript is spliced from 4 exons. The record is from RefSeq and is a predicted model, not a curated record. Bases 357 to 2849 code for a protein of 830 amino acids. Lineage: Eukaryota; Metazoa; Chordata; Actinopteri; Centropomidae.
AUAUUGAGCAUGAUUUAAUUAUGUGUAUAUGAUACAAUACUUAUUCUAAAUUUCCGAAGUCCGAAGUGUUCGUGAUUCAGAGAGCAGUAGACACCAUAACGCUACUUAACGUUAGGUCGGUCUGCUUUUAUCCCCCCCACACACACACACAGAGAAAGCAGUGACCACGCUUUUCUAUAUUAGCUUAACCAGGGAAAUGUGGUUUGGUCCUGAUGAGAGAGUGAGUCCUGAUUUAUGCUUCCUCCUGUCUGCCCAUUGCACUGUACUCGUAACAGAUCCUGGGUGUGAUAGCUGUUUCCUAACUCCACUCCACUGAUUUGGUGUAGACGGCACUGCUGAGCUUGCCUGUGAUUUGAAUGUGGCAGUGUAAAGGUUGCAGUUCAAAGACCUCAACUAGAGGCCAGUUGCUUAAACAUUACAGAUUAAAACAUCCCCAUUAUGGGCGCAGGCACCCAUAUCCUUGUCCAUAUAGUAGUUGUCCAUGUACAUCUAAGUCAUGGAAUGCGCUCAGGUCACAUUUGUGUAGAGUCCAUACUAGAGAAACAUCACGGCAAACAUUGACAUCGGCGACAUUCAGCUGUCGUGUUUGUGGGUUCUCUGAAGUUGCCUCUGAAAAGGAGUAUUUCACUCAUAUAAAUUUGCAUCUCAAAGCCAAUGAAACAGUCCCCUGUAUGUUCAAGGGUUGUACAUUUAGGACAAAUAUUUAUGGGACAUUUAAAUCACAUAGAAAUAGAAAGCACCUUGGUUAUUCUUACAGUGACUUUAAACCUGCAAUAGUUACAGAAAGAGACAGUUUUGAAAGCUCAAGUGUUUCAGGUGAACAUGGAGACAAUGAAGAAUCAGAAGAAGCCCAGCUUGAAGUGCAGUCUAGUUUUCAGAGAGACUGCUCAGAAAAUCUUGAGAAGAUGAUAGAAGAGAAACUUGCAGCAGUGUUGCUUAAGCUGGAAAACAUACUCCAUGUUCCCAGUAAUGCAGUUGAUGAGCUUUUACAGGACUUGCACUUCCUAAUGAGUUCUGCAUCCCAGACUACAUUAAAUGCCAUUAUUUCAGAUUUUUGUACUAAGCAUAAUCUUGCUCUUGAUGCAAAAGAAACUGAGGAAUUGGCCUCUGCCUUCUGUCUUGCUAAUCCCUUGACCAAAGCAAUUGGAGAUCAGGGCCCACUUAGCACUGCUUUUAAGCGGAAACAGUAUUUCAAAGACAAGUUCCAAGUAGUUGAACCCGUUGAAUAUGUUUUGGAUAAGGAGCGCAACCAUACCUACCAAUAUGUGCCAUUAUUGCAGUCAUUGCAGCAGCUCCUUAGCAAAGAUGGUAUAGUUGAUGAUGUAGUAGAAAACUACAGUGCUCACCAAAAUGAAACUGCACAAGAAGAAUACAGGUCAUUUCGGGAUGGAGAGUUUUUCAGACAAAAUGAGUUCCUGUCUUCAGGGGAAUUGAGAAUAAGUGUGACCCUCUAUAUUGAUGAGUUUGAAGUGUGCAACCCUCUGGGCACUUCCAGAAAGAAGCAUAAACUUUGCGCAAUGUACUGGAUUUUGAGCAACUUACCCCCAGGCCAGCACUCCUCUUUGUCAUCCAUCUACUUGGCAGUAUUGUGUAAAAGUAACUAUAUCAAGGAAUAUGGAUAUGGAAAAGUGCUUGAACCUCUUUUGCGUGAUCUGGUUGUCUUGGAAGAGCAUGGCGUGUUUGUCCCACAGAUUGGAAAAAAUAUUAAAGGCACAGUACAAUGUGUAGCUGCAGACAAUCUGGGUGCCCAUGGGAUUGCGGGCUUUGUGGAAAGUUUUUCAGGAGAGUAUGUUUGUCGAUUUUGCACAGGGCGUUUCAGUGAUUUUCAGUCCAAGCAGGUUCUGUCGGGUGACUUUAGUCUUAGAUCCAAAGACGAACACAAAGAACAUGUCAAACAUGCAGCGGAAAGUGGAAAGCCUUGUGUUGGAGUGAAAAGGCCAUGUGUGCUGACAGAAAAUCUUUCUCAUUUUGAUGUAACAACUGGAUAUCCACCUGAUGUACUCCACGAUCUGUUGGAGGGUAUUGUUCCAGUGGAACUUGCACAGUGCCUGGGUGUGUUGAUAUCCAAACAAUACCUCUCUUUGGACACUUUAAACAAGGUCAUUCUCAAUUUCCCUUACAAAGGAGAAGAUAAAACAAACCGCCCCCAUGUUGUGCCACAAAAACUUUUAAGCAAAAAGACAAUAGGUGGCAAUGCUGCUGAAAAUUGGACCCUCCUGAGAUUGCUGCCUUUCAUGAUUGGAGAUGUUAUACCUGAUGGUGAACCAGUGUGGGAGAUAAUUUUGGAUUUAAAAGAGAUAGUGGAACUUGCUGUUUCUCAGGUCCAUACAGAAGAAUCCAUUGGAUAUCUUCAGUUCAAAAUAUCUGAUCACAGACAGAAAUAUCAAGAAGCAUUUCCCAACCAAAAACUCCUCCCAAAGCAUCACUUCUUAGAGCAUUACCCACACAUGACCCGAUGUUUUGGUCCUCUAGUUGGGGUCUGGACCAUGAGAUUUGAGGGCAAACACAGUUUUUUUAAGGAAGUUGCCCAUCACACCAAGUGUUUCAAGAAUGUUGCUCUAACACUGUCAAGAAAACACCAGAUGAUGAUUGCGUAUCACUUACACUCGUCGGGUCCACAGAAACCUGGAGUUGAAGUAUUAAGUGUAUCGAGAGUCCCUGUCGAGGUGCUGAAAGAUGAUGUAUCAUUGCCUCUUCAGCAGAUGUACCCAAACAUGGCAGAAGUAAACAUGGCUAACAGUGCAGAUUGCAAGGGGGUCAACUAUAGAAAGGGAAUGAUUUACACAUUUGUGGAUUUACUGAUGGGCACAUGUGUAUGUAAAUAUAUUAUUUAUGUCCACAUAACAUAACUGA